This is a messenger RNA of Pocillopora meandrina, 14834 nucleotides long. NCBI's taxonomy places the organism in Eukaryota, Metazoa, Cnidaria, Anthozoa, Scleractinia, Pocilloporidae. The record is from the annotation of a GenBank genome assembly.
CGUGUUUAGCUGGAUUACGUGAUGGAUGGACAGGUUACGCCUUAUCCGGAUAAAUUUGAAAACGAUUUGAAAACGAUGACGUAACAAUUCAAACCUAGUCCAACGCGUGCUCUCGGCCGAUCGACCAUUAAUGAAAACAUGGCGAAUAAACAAGCUCUAGUUUCGGUACAGGAAACAGGGCUGUUUUUCCACCAAGUUUGGAACCGAUUUAGUGGCUUCAAUGGCUCCUAAUUUUGCACUAUAAAUGAAGUUUAGCAUGUGAGCAAAUCAGUUCGAUCUGGAAGAACAUUCCUGUGAACCCGCGAAGUGAGGUGAUUUUCGACAAUUUAUUCUACCUUUGGACAGUUAUUUAGAAAAUGUAUGGCGGAGUGCGAGGAUUUCUACGUCCAACAAAAAUUGCUUCGGGAACCGCUUUAACACACGCAAAUGCACAUAGAGCACGCAGCGGAAGGUUGUACAUAUAAUCCACUUUAUUUUGCGAUCUGGAAGAACUUGUCUCCUCUGGCGGUUGUAACAGUGGUUCUUGUAUGCCAAGUAUGCCAAUGUCUUAGAUGAAAACGUAAACUAAAAAGCAAAAUCUGAAAUCUGAAACCAAACUGCAUAUACUCUAUGCAAUCUAUUGAACAACACUACUACCGUGAGACUGAAGAACAAAAUUCAAAUGGAUGCAAACUGCUAGUGAAGAAAGAUGCCAUGUUGGAUUCACUUGAUGCCAGGGAACGUAAAAACAGUGCGAAUGGUAUUAAUUUCACGAUCAGAAAGGUGUUUUCAUUAUAGUUGAAUGGAUAUUCUUUUUUAAUAAAUACAUGAUCCAAAAACCCGUGUUUUUUGUGUAUAAGUUAUUAUGUCAAGUAUUGUUUACGCAAUUGUCUUGUCACAGGCGACCCAAGGUCACGUUUCGAGAAAGAGCCAACGAUUAAUUCACGAACGCGUCACGCGUUGUGUGACUCAGAGUAAGUUAUUCUAGGAACCGUUGAAUAUUUGAACACGUUAUAAGGAAGAGUAUAGGGAACGAAAUAUGGUCGAUUUACAACGAUAAAUAUUUCGAAAUAUAAAGAUUUUUCUCGAAAAAUCAAUAAAACUUACUCAUACCCUGUGUAUCCGUUGUAGUUUCUGGCGAUUGCUGCCGUUUUAAGCUUGCUUUACCAUCACUAAUAUUCACGUCAUCUACUUUUAUUACAUUGGUAAAAUCUGUACAGACAUCACACCAACCAACUCGCGUGCAAAGUAAGAAGACUAUGUUGAAGACUUGAAAUUAUAUUACGAUCGAUUUUCGUCAAGAAAUGGGCCCGGAAUUUUCCACAAUAGUGCAAAUAAUCGUGAAGGCUGAUCGCGGAAAAGCGAUUGCGUGACGCUCGGUAAGCUGUAAGAUGACAUGUUAUUAUAUACCAGACGUAAAACUCUUCAGAUUCUCAGUCUGCAUUUUUUACCCACUCUGUAGUCUAUAUUUUGUAUCCGGUCUGCAGUCUGCUGUCUACAUUUUGUACUAACAGGUAUCCGUGACGGUUACAUUUAUUCGACAUCUUCACAUUUUCAUUCUUUCCCGCGACUUCUUUCUUUUUGUAAGAAUGUAGACCACUUACAAUGUUUCAAGUCCACCCACCCUAGAAAAAAUAACUCUUGUGCAUAGCAUGCCUAUGUUUUGAGACAGGUGUAUGGUUGGGUUCAAACGCGUAGUAAAGACGUAUCCCAGACUUAAUUGCUGUCGAAUGCUGUUUCCUUGAACACUAAGUUUGAGAAGCCCAAGACGUAAAUACGUUGGCGAUUUCACGUUUUAGAUCUACAUGGGACGGCCAAGAAUGUACAAAUAUUUAAAACGCACGUGUUUCGCUAUUGUUCUACUGAUUAGAUCUUUUUUUUUUGCAACGAUCUCAUUGCCGUGGCCGUCGUGGUUUUCUUAAAGUCCCUAGUAAUAAGUUGUAAAUGCAGAUUGUCUCUGGGAGGUCGCAUGUCAUUUCUUAUGAAAGGUAGUAUUUUGAAAAAACAGUGAUUUCUGAAAGUCGUCCUUGUUAAGUGUAUGGUCAUGAUUUGGCAAAUGAAUUCCUUUUGCUUUAGCAUUUGGAAGCUGGAAGCCCUAAAUCAACAAAAUAUUGAAUUAGAAUUACCCAAAAUACCAUAUUCUGUGACUAAUUAUUUUAAUAUUAACAAAAUGGAUCCGUAAAUUUCACCCAUUUGGCAAAUAUGAUUCAAAAGGGAUUCGAAGCUUUGUUCCCAUGAUAUGAAGUACAUAAGAAACCAUUAUCUUCCUCUGUGCUUUUAUGGAACGUUGCCUUUUCCAAAUUCGCAAAGGCAAUUAAUUUAUUUCUUUCAACGUCGGGGCGAAAAUUUAAAACCCGCCCAAGAAGUAAACUGCUUCUGUAGAAAACAAUCACUCUUUGACUGGAAGACUUAUAGUAUAAUAACGAUUUGGUUUCCUGUGACGCAGACAUGUCGUCAAUGGUGAAAUCCUUGGCGUAUCCCUGCUUCUGGAAGAUGUUCUUCAAAAUGGCCUUCCCGAAUUAUUUUCACAACAACCAGACGAUUCGGCAGCCUCCGGCUCCACAGGGCAGCGUUCUAGACCGAGCACGAGCACUUCCCGAAGACCUCCGAGCCGUCAUGGCGACAAGCGGGACAGUAAUGAAGAUGAAGGCGGCGAAACCUCUGUUCCAGUAGAGACUGGUCCCUAUGGAGACAUCCCCAAGGGAGUGGUAUCAUUCAGCACUAAUCCCCAAGCAGCCGUGAAACUGAUAAAUUUGUUUCUGUUGGUGUGUUCCCGUUUGGAACUUCUAAAAACUGACUGGGGAUGUCGGAAGCUUGGAGUCAACGAGAUAGCGACUUCUAGACUCUACAGAACCAUGUGGUAAGCCAUCUAUAUCCUUUUAUUUCCUUUCACUAAAACGUGUUUCAGACCAACUGGUGUGAAUGCGUUGUAAAUAUUUAUGCAUAUUUGUAUGUAUGUGGGUACACUCAAUUGAUUACUCCCCUAAUGAAGCCUUUCUGGGGCAAACUCGAAUUGGGUAGUGAAUACUGUUUAAAAUCCCAACUUGCAACAGGCAGACCAGUUGACUACACACAAAAUGCAGCAAAGGAGUUGAACACGGGAUAACCGAGAACAAAUCCAGAUUUGAUUUUCCUCUUAACAGCUUAUAAAUAGAGGUUUCAAAGAGGAGAAGAAUAAGGCUCAAUGAAAUUUCCAUGUCAAUAUACCGGUUUCACCAAUGAGAUGUGGAGGACCUAAGGGACCCCGGGACCAUCAGAUUACAUGUUCAGCGCCCUAACCACUCGGCCACACAGCCUCCUGCGUUUCAGUCGCUCAGUGACAAAAGCGGCUUCUAUAUGUUGCGUAAUAGUUAACUGCUAUGCCUCCUGCCGCUAAAACCGCAGUAAACAUGAGAAGUUUUGUUACUGGUGUUACACAGCCCUAUUGUGAACCUGAGCUAAAUUAGCGUUUCUCGUCAUUUUUCAGCAAAGUGUAUAAGAUCGAAAUCCUGCAGCCUGUGUACCAACAAGUUGCUGUUAAAAUGGGCCAGGUAGGAUAAGAAAUAUUAAUUUUCAAAUAUUAACCUUAAAGCUAACAAAUAAGGAAGAAGUUAUCGUCUGUUGCCACAAAUGAGUGCAUUGCUCGUCUUUUUUCUUAUUGAAUUGUUACCUCAACCUUCCACCAACAGGGCCAAGAGUACGCCGCCCUCGGUGCGUUGGUGAACGACGACGAACCCUUGUCCUCUCCCCCUGGUGCAACAGAGAUGGAGCUGAAAGUCAAACAGGUUUGUCCUGAAUUUUGUUGGAACUGAUCCAGACUGCCUCAAACCUACAAAGUGAAAUGUGUUGAAACUUUAUUACAAAAAUUCCUUGAAAGGUACUCUAAGAAUAACUGUUAACCGUUUGUCGCUAUUAUUGUGUUUCAUUGAGGAUUUUUUCUUUUUGGCACUUUUUGCAGCUCAUUCGUUUACUGGAGAACUUAGAGUGCACCAUGAUUUAUGACGUCAUUAGGAGGAUAUCCCGUGAGCACACCCUGGUCGUAUCUGAGAGAGGUAGAGAUGACGCAACACUACCGACUGAUCUGUGGAAGAGACCGGUAAGGAAAUAAUUCCCUGUAUUCAACACUUGUCUUGGCUUAGAGCUUGUUCUACCUUUAGUUGUAUGUUGUAGGAUUAUGCUUAAUUUUCACUUUUAGCUGGGAAAACAAUAAAGCUGUUAAGAAAGUUCAACAAAAAGUGGCUUAUUGCCAAAUUUAUCUGUUAUAUUAUGUUACAGGUCAUGAAAGAAAAUUGCACCAUCGCUAAGCCUCAUCUGGUAGAGAAUUUCAUACAGGAUCUAAUGUCAGAACACACAGAGAAGGACGAAAGCGUUUCCUUUACAAGGGUAUGAAGGGUUUUUUGUGUGUAUAAACACUUUUAAUCCAUUAGGGGAGGGGUUGACGUUUUGGUAGGGAAGUGCUGGACUUCAUACUCCACCUUAAAAGGACUGGUCUAUUGGGAUAAUCACCCUUUACAGCCCAACAUCAAUAUAGAUAUUCUCCAUACUCUUCUCUGCACAUUUUCUGAGGUAAUGAAUUGUUUGAAUUGAUCACGAGUUUCUUUAGUUGGUGAUCAGUUCCUUUACUCUCGUGGCCAUAAUGAUUGACUCGAGGGUGAUAUUGUAAGGAGAAAUUAGAUGCUAGUCACUCUUAGGGGUUAAAGGGGUUACGGGUUAGUUUCCCUCCACUUUCUUUCCCACGAUAACCUUAUAGUUUCGUCUCUUCUUUGAGAAGGAGGGAAACUACUUCUGAGUAAUGUUGAUUCUGAUGGUGAUGUGAAGAAUUUUAUCCUCCUCAUCAUUCUCACGUGCUUCUCUUUUCAAACUCAUUGUCGUCUCUUUGAACUCUAAAACAUCUUUUUAUGAGGCCCUGCGUUUCUCCAUUUUUACUAGGAUUAAGCUGAAUUAUUCUACUUGCUUACAAUUUUUUUGUUCAUUUGUUUUGUUUUAAGGACCAUUUGGACAGAUGCUUAGUAAAGCUAGCCUCUGAGACAAUGCUAAGGGAAAGGAACUGUUUCGAGAGGUAAAAUCUUACGCUUCUAGACAGAGAUGAUUUAAGGAACUACAAACGAAUGCCACGAUAAGAGAUUAACAGGAAAUAUGUUUUAAGCAGUUAUGUGCUAAUUGGGGACACUAUAAAUACAAAAACAAUUAACGUAAAUUGUAAAAAAAAUUAUCAACGGGUGGAGGGCAAGCCAGGUGUUACCCAGCAGCAAAGUGGAGGAUUUGACCACGCUUACUUCAGAUUUCUAAUCUAGUCUAUCAGAUAAACCACGUGCUCUGUCAUAUCCCUGACACUGAGCACUGAAAAUAACGAUUUGCCUGGAAGAGCCCUCCUAUAAAGAGAUAAUCAUUUUGUUUGUUCUUGUGUUCUUUAGACAGGAAGACAUAGGAUGUGAUCAACUGUUUGAUAGGUCUGAUUAGUUGAGGUGAAUCGACAGAAAACAACUAAAUUUGGCAAGUUUGUUCAUGUAGAAUACAGGUUAGAAAGGAGCCAUUUUAGAUAAGAGUUGGGUAGUUGUCAGGCGUACACUAUCAUGUAUUUUAAAAUUUUGGAAGAGAAGAGUAGAAACUUUGGCAGUUUGGUAACUGGAAGUUAAGAGCAAUAUUUCAGACUUAGAUCUGUGAAAUGAAUAUGAAAAUUUUUGAAUAGGCUAGGCAGUAACUUUGAAAACGUAAAUUUCUUAUCUUGAGAUUAUUCGCCAAAAUCUAAUAACACGUUUGGUCAAGAAUUCCGCAAUUUAGUCGCCGCAAGGUAACGUCGUGGUUGCCAUAGAUUUCCGAAUUAAUGCAGUUCUUUCAGCGACGCAGUCAAUUCCUAGCAGAGAGUAUCAAACCGCGAAACUUUACUCCGGUGACUCGGAAAAAAAAAAGUGCAAUCUUCAAUUGAGUGUCAAAAGUACUCAAGGAUGGCAUUGUUUUUGCUUGUCUUUGCUCAGUGAUUUGGUCAAGAAAUUCGCGCCAAAGUUUCAACUUUUCUUUCGCAGAACUAAAAACAAUGUACGGUGACUCGGUAACUCUCAGUUUCCCAACCUUGACCUGAGUUCUCCUUACGCACCUAUUUGCGGUUUGUGAUAUUGACAUUGUGAUUACUUUAGAAUCGGUUUUGAGACACUCAUUCGAAAAGCGCGCUCAACUUCGAUUAAUAUUAAACAAUCUUUGGUACGUUCAUUUGGACUAACUUUCGCUUGUGCUUAUUCCAGCUACGCCAUGUACUAUGAGAACCUCCUCCGUCAUCAGCAUCAGUUGUUGUACAUGAAGGAGCAGGUAGGUUGAAUAUCAACAUUUUAGGUCAUCAGUUUUCUUUCACUUUACCAGUUGCUAAUCUUGCUAUGAUUUAAAAAAGAAGACAAUAUUCACAUUGAAAAUAGCCCAACCUUCAGAGAAUUUAUUAGAACAGAUACAUCUGGCGUUAUGAUAUCUGAAAAAGAAUCGUUAAAGUGUAGGAUAGCAAUCAUGCUUUUACGUCACGACUUCAUAUAUUCUGUAUGGGUAGAACAUUUCUGAAACGGGUUUCUCCUGAAAAAUAUCAAACCCAAUAGAGCGCUGCCAAUUUGCUAACAAUGGGAGCUGGUCAAUGAAAACCCAAAUCUACAUUUAUAAAUGAAGAUUUUAGAUAUAUGAAAAUUCAUAUAUUUGCACUGCGGUGGAUGAAAUUAAGAGAUCCCUAACACUACUAAAACGAGAGACAUGGACUUCAAUUUGUUAGGCAGCACAUUUAGCGUCUGACCAACAAGUUCCAAUUACAAGAGCAUCAGAGCGCGCGAUCUGGAAUCUGAAGGUCUGCGGUUCGAUUCCUCGUGGGUGCUCGCAGUUUUUUCCCUCGCCCUGUACUCGUAACAAGACGAGUGAAAUCUAUCGCUAAGUCCUGUGUUAACCACGAGAUUCCAGCUCAAAAUUAUCGAAACUGUAGUGGAUUGCUACGAUAACAAGAGAUAAGGUCUCUUACCAAUUAGUAUCUUUAGCAAAAUGUCGUUGAACAGAAUGAAUUUCGUUUUACACUCUGCAGGAGAUAAAGCAGCAUCAAGAUACAAUUGAAGCUAACAGCUCUGCUACCAUCGUGGAUGUUCACUGUCAAUUAGCGGACCGAAGCCAUGAACAACUGCUUGGUACGUAUUCCUCGGGAAACAAUCGGUAUCCUUGGAACUUUGCCGGACUUUUGAAACAAUCCGAUACAUAGAGUCGAAACCACUUAUGUAAAGACGAGUAAAUACAGUUUAGAUUUUAUGUCGUAAAUUAAUACAUUCUUCAGUCGACGGUGAGGACGAUCUGGAAAUAUGAGGAUACGGAGCAAUUCGGGCAUGAAAAAAAGUGUGCCGGCCAACUUCGCGAAAUAAAGUUGCAGCUAUUUUCAAUCAAUAGUUUAUUUGCCUGUUUGCUUCCGUCUCGUUUGUUAUUUUGGGAAAGUAUUUUUCAAUGUUUGGUCUUUUUACAUUUCUCUCGACAGAGAUCACUGCUCUCCGAGCGAAGAUUGCCGAGAUGAGAGAGUCCCUCAUGAAUCAGGUAAGAAAAAAAUUUCGUACCCUCUAGGUAGUAAAUAUCAUCUCACUUACUCGUAUCCUUUCGUACAUUUUAGGAAAAGGAACUCCGAGAGCGAAUCAAGAGCGACUUUGCAUUUCUAGUUCAGGAACUAUUUUCCAACUGCUUUUCGAUGAAAAACAGUUUCGAGGAAUUCAGGUAAGAUAGUCAUAAUGCUUUUGUUGAGAUGUGCCAUUCGAAACCAAUCCUGAUGAAAGGAUUCGUUGUGUUCAACGACUCACCCUCGUGACUAGAUAACCUAACCUUUAGCAGACGUCGUUCUUGUGUUACAAAUUCAUUCGUAUUUGGUGGUGAAGGGAAGGGUGACGGGGGAAGCUCUAGCUAAAAAUAUAUCGCGGGGGGGAAGGUGACACAGGCCCCCGCAGUUACGGUUAAUUAACCUAUUAAAAUGUAAACUAAGAAAAUCAGAAAUGUGAUCAUUGUAAAUAAAUUGACAUAUUAACAUAGAUUUUGACGAUUUUCAUUCUCCAGUUUCUAAACACGGACUUCUGUGUUUGGCAUGUUACAUGAUAUAAUUCUCGUUUCCAUUCCUACCAGAUUAUUUCUACACGAUGACGUUCAUGAGGGACUGAGCGACGUGCGCCGUAAAGCCGUGGAAGACAUGAAAAAACUUAGAGAGAAGUCUGGGACAUUAAAAGGUCUUGUUCGGCUCUUAGACUUGUUGCUACUGACGCAAACACAAUCGAUUCUCUUUAAGUCAAGAUUCUUUUUUCGCAAACCCGAUAUCAACCUCCAGGUUCCUUGGCGUGGAUCUGAGUCUUUGAAUAAAUUUCCCGAGAUAUCUCAAACGUCAUCGAGCCAUUUUGAUUUCGGCAAUGCUCCUAGAAGGUUCGUUUUCCUUCUUAACAUAAAAAAACACACCCGUAUUCUUCACUGUUCGCAUGCUACCGCUCCAAAGUCUACAUGCAUUCUGUAGCUUAAUGAGGAGUAUGCGUCUAGUUAUUUACAGAGCGUACCACUGCCAAGGGGAAGCCUCGGAUCGCACGGUUACCCAGCAUCUUAGAAAAUAUACGUGAAGAAUGUGCUAUCUUUGUGGUACAUUUGUAUGGUAGAGGACGAGUCUCCUAUUUUAACCAUAUGGUGAAUUGCGCUUACUCCUGGGUGAGGUGGAAGCAUGAGAGCAAAUAUGUCUAGAUGGCUGAUUUCACCUAGUAUUGGCACGAAAAAUCCCUCUAAGGGAGUAUUAAAUUUUCAGAGGAGGUGAUAAGUGACAUUUUUUCCUAUAACUCUGCAGAGGAAAGCGAAGCUGCUUCGAAACAAGUUUUAGCCAAGUCAGAACAAAUCAGAAAAUUCCAAGAAGAAAACAAAUACCUUGGACAACUGGUGAGUACAAAUGUACUUUUUUUUUCAUUUUUUUCCCAUUUAUUUCUUAAUCAUUACUAAUUCUAGCAAGAAUACAGAAACACAAAAUGUAAAUGACAAUAAUAAAAAGUAUGUACAAGCGUUUCUAUAAAAGAAUAGCAAGUAAUUACCGUCGAAUACCAAAAGUAAGGGAAAAGAAUAGAGUACAUGUACUCUAUGAGGUAGGUGGGGCGGUCCAGGGAGGAUGGAGCUGUAAGGAGAUGUUGGACAGUAAAGGUUCUGUUUUGUUCUAGAAAUAUCCAUUAAUAUAUUCUUUUCCUGUUCUUUAUUUUAAAUACACAACUUUUUGACCAAUCCGAAGCAGUUUUGGUAGAAGAGUAUUGAACUUGUUCCUGUCUCUUGCUUUUUUUUCCAGUUCCUAAAGAUAAAGACAAUGAAUAACUGGAAGCGAACACGUCUCUUUAUCCGGUAUCACGACUCGGUAAGAAAUCCGUUAUCCUUUUUAGUUCAUUAGCUGGCUCUAAGCCAAGUGUGCAGGAUUUUUUUAAACUUUGCAGAAACUUGAAUCUAGAUGUGCUGAUUGCAAGUCAGUGGUCAAAAGUUGGGGUGACUUUUCUUUCUUUUUAGUUAAAGCCGCGUGAAGCUAAAAAAAAAAGGUUGCUUCGUAGAAAAUCUAGUUUUCCAAGGGUGACGUAUUUAUGAAAAAAAAAAAAGGAAAGAAAGAGAAUUACUUGCAGCUUAUUGAGAAUGAAUUUCCAAGGGAACAAGCAAAUAUGUGUGAGUGGUUUGAUCUACUAAGGAAUUGAUGAUUGAAAAAACGCGAAACUACCUUAGGGGGUGCCGGAGAAGUCUCAAGGAAAAGUCUGCAAAAUGUAGGGGGAUGAAUCUCUCAUCCCCCGAAAUCCACGUAAUACUAUUCGUCAUACCCAUCAGCUUGGUUGUGUUCGGCCAGAGAUAUUUUUACCAAAGACUGUUAUUGCUUUGCAUGAAGACAUUUACUUUGGUUCUAGUUUUUCGAUUCUUCGCUAAUAAUCACUUUUUUAGAUUGACGUUGAUGAUUUGUCUGUUUGUUUUAAAGGUCGAGAGUUUACGAGAUGAAGCUGACAAAGCCAAACGAGAGUGCUUAGGAGUUAAGAAGAUUGCAGAAGAGAAAGAAAUACUAUUUAAACAAGAACAGGCAGCUCUGAGAAAGGUAUGUAAUCUAGUCUUAAAGAGUACCGUACACAAGGAAACUGUCAGCAGUUACUUUAAAAAUAUAGAUUUUACCUUUAUUCUAGUAACUAAUGUUUAGAUCCAAGGUGAGACUUUGAAUAAAUCAAACAGCAAUCGUCGUUGAAGACGAAUUUGAAUUUGAAGAUGAACAACUCCUUGGCAGACUAUUUCCAUCAUUAUUACUAUGUACUGUUUUUAUUGUCAUUAUCAUCAUCAGUAUUGAUUUUUUUUUCUUUUUUUUCUUUUUUUUUUGUACAGGCUCUUUCAGAGGUGGAGCGAGAGUGCCAGAAACUGCGUAAAAAGCUACAAUACGAGGUAGGAAUGGACAAGAAUGGCUUGAAUGAGUUUCUGGUUUUCGUACGAAAAAGAUAUACAAAAAAAUUGAAAAGAACUGUGCUUUAGCGUAUAAAUGAAGUCUUUUAGUCUCAGAAACAUUGGCCAGUAACUCAACUUCGUAAUUUUAGCUAGUUAGCCAGCAAAAAUGUGAUCAUUUUGAUUAGGCUCAUCAACGGCGAGGUGGUCUCAUACUAAUGCACAUAAUCCUCUUAACUUUCUUACCAAAUACAUAGCUGGUUGCGGCCUGAAAAAGGAAUUAGGAAUCAUAUUUUGGGAAUUAAAAUUAUCACAAUACUAAAUCUCCUCAAUUAGCUGUAACAGCUUUAACUCUGGGUUGACUUGACUUGAUUUAAACUUGGAUGGUUUUAAAGUGUUUGUAUGUUUCUUGUUUUCAGCAAAAGACCAAGCUGCAGAAGAUGCAUGCUCAGAUGCAAGAAGCGCACAGUAUGAGACAACUGGAGCUCGCCAAGUCUACAAACAUCGAUAAACUAGUGAGUGUAUUGAUCAUCCGAUUUUAAAAGAAUUAUUCCAUUUUAUAAACAGAAGCUUGUCUCAAGUUUCGCGCAAUGAUAAGCGUAACUUACGGAGUGAAGAUAUUUAUAAGAGUUUUUCUUGUUUCAUGUAUACAACUUAUAUUUGGACUCAAUACGAUUUCCAUGCGAGUAUUUCAACAGGUUAUUGGAAUUCUCUUUCUGUUUCUAGAUAGCAGAUCUGGAAGAGAAGGAACUGCAGCUUCGUCUUCUUACUCGUAAGUUGGCUAUCAUAUCAUUGUCGACGGAUUCAUUUUAUUUCAUCACAUUUCGCUUCUAUUAAUUUCACUUCAUUUCAUUUCUUUUUCAAUUAAAAAAUGCUUAUCGAGUUUCUUUUUUAUUAUUGCUUUUGUUUUUGUUUUUGUUUAUGUUUUGUUUUUUGUUUUUUUUUCUCAUAGAAAACUUGGAUAGAGAUCAGCGAAGAAAUCUUUUCGCGCAAGAACAAUCCAAGAAGGUAUUUUGAUUCUUAAUGCCCUCCUUCCUAGUGGUUUUGGAGUGAUGGCCAGUGGCAGUGAUAUUAAUCACAACACUGACAUAACAAUUUUGGCAAUUGCUUUGUCAUCUUUUUCCCGAACGUAAUACGAGCGAAAAUGAGGAUGCACUGAACGCAAAAGAGGAAGCUGCAAUCUGUCGGCAGCUUGCUGGAGUAAAUAGUGAGAUAAAGAUACAGUCACAAUUUUGCUCUAUCUUCCCAUUCUCUCGUCGUUAUGUACCUCCUCCGAGUAACAUGAGCUUGCUUCGACUGUGCUCAGUUUACACCAGCAAGAAAGUGCUAUCAUUAUCGUUUUCAUCAUCGCCAUUGUUCUCGUCAUCGUUAUCAUUAUCAUUUAUUUUACCAUUUAUAUUAAUUUAUUUAUAUCCUUAACUUGCUUUUGAUCGGCUACAACUUCACGUUAAUCUGAUUGGCUAGCCAACUUUGGAAGUAAAGUCGUGUCUAAUUGAUGAAAAUCGUAUCCUAACCUCAUUAAAUACGGGUCCGUUGUUGUUUUAAUGUUCGCAAAUUACUUCUGCCCUCUAUUUUCAUUUCGUGGAAUACAUGUAAUUUUUUUUUCCUUUUCAGGCCCUAAAGCAAAUGAUGCAGCAAUUGGACCAUGAAAGAAACUUGAAACUUGGCGCUUUUGAACGCGUUGAAGAUCUACAGAGACAGGUUUGUCGUCUGUUUUUUGUUUUCUUGAUUGAAUGACCUGGCAUUGUAAACUGGUUGUUGUUUUUGCAGAUCUCCAUAACUCUUUUUCCUUCCUUUCAGAUUUAUGAAUACGAGCAACAUCUGACCAGCGGCCUUUCGAGGCCAGGCUCUGGAGCAGGUAAGCUUUACAGCACAAAAAUUUUCGAGUUAAAAAAGAAGUCACUGCUGCCAAUAGUGUUGCUAUUUUGACGACUUUCUCCAUAACGAAUCGCUAGCGCCCGUAUUCUAUAUUUAAUUGAAGUAAAUGUCUUGAUCAGUUUUUAAGCACAUAAGUUAGACUUCCAAAAUCGUUUUCAAAACUCUCGAUGUCAUUGAAAGUUUGGGGUUCAGCGCGUUACAUAAAACGGUGCCAUUUUCCUUCAUGUACCUGAUCCACUUUUAAUAAACGUACUUCAGUCUGUAAAUUGGUUUCAACCCCUUGAACAAGAUGUUAUCAGUCUCCUUACUUCUUGAAGGAGGCGAAGCGCCGCCAGUGAACAAAGAUGAUUCCCGCAGCAAUGAACGAAUUAUCUGCGCAUUUGUUCUGGCAACAGCUCUGGCCAUGUGAGUCACUCUGGUGCAAAACCAAAGACCAAAGGAUAAGUCGAAUAAAAUUGAAAAUUCUUGGUGCUGAUAUAGUAACUGCGCCAAAAUCAUCAAAAUAAUUACUAUCUUUGUCACUUUUACAGGCUCCAGAUCUGCAUCCCGCACAGACAAACGCCCCCUGUCCUCGUACCGGACGGUGCCGGACACCUACGCCGCGUCUCCGCUGUUUGUUCCAUCUGCCCGUCCAUCUAAGCCUGUCAAUGUGGUGCAGCCGGUAGCUGGAGGAGGUUUUUGGCCACCCCCUGUGGUGUUUCCACAGAGACAAGCCACUACACCGGACCCUGGUGAGCUAAAUAUGGUCUCAGCAAUAUUUGAUGAUUUUUUUUUCUUUUUUUUUUUUUUUCUUUUUUCUCUUUCUUUUUGACAGUUAAGUGAAGAUGAGAAAAGCAAUAUUCUACCUCUAGUAUAUCCAGAUGUGUCUUCUGAAUUUAUUAAUUUUAUCUAAUUCACCAUUUUUUUUUGAUGUUACAGUGAGUAGUUCAUAUUCGCCGCCUCCCAAAAUUCAAAGGCCAAAAACUGUAAGUACUUAAUGAGCGAUAUUGUUUGCCUAAGUCAUUUCGUCCUUCAGAUUCGAGAUGAAUUAUGAUUCUAACUUCUCAAUGAAGGACGUGUGUCACAUAACUGCCUUGAGCUUGAAGGAUGCCGCGAAAUAUUUGUUUCAAAAGGACAGUAAAAGAUAACAUCAACCAAAACAACAACAACAACAACAUAAAAAGGGGCAAUAGAAGCAGUUUUCAAUUGACUGUCAGAAACCCUGACCAAUCUUAUCACUGCAGCCAAUCAUAUUAAUGGAUUACAUCAUUAUUAGCCAAUGAGUACUCAUAACAAAAACAAACUACCAAAAGCGCGGGAAAACGCGGGUGACCUCGAUUGGUAUGUGUAUUGCGUCUGAUUGGUUGAGAGAAUGGCGUGAGUUUUCGGGACCAAUCACAGAGAGGGGUAAAGCAAAAACAAAGGAAUCCCGGAUUACAUUCGACACCCAAUUUUACGUUUCAAUUUCUCGGUCCAGAAUGUACUAAAUACUCGUCUUCCUUCUUGCAGCAUACUGGUCGUUUGAGAGGAAAAAUUUCUGACAGUCUCUUGGGUGACGUUGAAUCAGAUGAUCUCCCAGAUACAAGACUUCCUCCAACAUUUUAAACUCUUAAACUACACUAGGAAAGGCAAACAGACUCACUCUGGGCAACGUUUGAAAGCGCAAUAUGAGUGACACGAGUUGAAAGGAGCCUGGGGAGAAAAACUAGGCAGCCCUUGCACAUACUCGGUUUUUUCGUACAGCAGCUUGUUCACACGCUAGGGAAAUGCUUUUCCUCUAUAAUGAUUUGGCAGCACUGUAGAUUAAAGGAAGUCUGUUACCUCAGUCGAAUCUACAAGUUUACACCCUGAGACGCGACUUAAAUCCAAGGACUCGAGAGUACGAGACUUUGUUGUAUUAUAGACUCGAGUGAUUAGUUAAAUAUUAUCUUGAAAAUGAAUCAAUAUACGAAUAACUAACACAAGGAAAUUGUGUGGAAGAAACUUAAAAGCCAUAGAAUAGAUGAAUUAUUUAUGCCAUGAUUUUGGACACGUUCACACGCUGAUGACAACAUUUUAUGAGGUUUUUACUGCAGCAUGUCAAUUUUAUUUAGGAUUUUUCUUACAGAGAAGUUUGACGCAGGAAAAUCUUGCUCCUACUUUGUUCAAUUUCUUCAGGGGUACCACUACCGGUACUCUAAUACAUUCCAGUAAGAUGGUUUGGAAGAACUAUUUAUGAUCGUAACUGUAGGUGAGCUCUUCUACGAAAGUGUACUGUCUACAAAAAUCCUGGUUCCGGGCGGUAAUAAAAAAAAUACCCCGUCGGGGUGGGGGCCAGUCACGGCUCGUUACAGAUUCCAUGCACCUGAUUGGCUGAUUUGUUGGAAUCGCUUGAAGGAUUAGAAGUUGUCGACACUGUGUGAAAGUUAUUUAUUUUGUAAGUAACUCUUCAGUUUCUCUCUGUGUUUUGUAGAAUUUCCUAAUGGGAUCAUACGACUCGUAGUCUCUUCGUGCAAUUCAACGAAGGUUCCCCGAGUAACGAUACUUUUCCUUCAGGAAAUUUCGAAGAACCCUGCACCGAAAAAAAAAACCGUGUUUUGUAAAUAACUUAAGUCCCACACGAGCUUUGUGAACUCGGG